Molecule: messenger RNA, 2955 nt
Organism: Opisthorchis viverrini
Lineage: Eukaryota; Metazoa; Platyhelminthes; Trematoda; Opisthorchiida; Opisthorchiidae
Exons: 13
Coding region: 37-2850 (937 amino acids)
Biological process (GO): spliceosomal tri-snRNP complex assembly; mRNA splicing, via spliceosome
Cellular component (GO): catalytic step 2 spliceosome; U4/U6 x U5 tri-snRNP complex
Molecular function (GO): protein binding
Source: RefSeq, a predicted model, not a curated record
GUUCCGUAUUACAUUCAGUUUUACCGUUUCGCCAGCAUGUCUGUUCAGUCGCUUGUAACGAAGAAGCGAAAGGAGUUUAUAGGUCUUCCGGCCCCUCUCGGGUAUGCUGCUGGUAUCGGCCGUGGUGCUAUUGCCUUUACAACCCGAUCGGAUAUUGGGCCUGCCCGUGAAGCUAAUGAUGUGUCUGAUGAAAGACAUGUGGCUCCGUCAAAACGUCGCAAGGAACAGGAACAAGAAGAAGAAGAGGAUUUGAAUGAAUCUAACUAUGACGAAUUCACUGGUUAUGGCGGAAGUUUGUGUUCAAAAGACCCAUACGAAAAGGAUGAUCAGGAGGCCGAUGCGAUCUACGCUUCAAUCGAUGAUCGCAUGGAUGAACGCAGGAAGGAAUAUCGUGAGAAACGCUUUCGCGAAGAGAUUGAGCGUUAUCGCCGGGAGCGACCCAAAAUACAACAGCAAUUCAUGGACCUCAAACGGGAUUUGGCGAAUGUGUCCGAGAGCGAAUGGAACAGUAUUCCCGAGGUGGGAGACGCUAGAAAUCGGAAACAGCGAAAUCCAAGAUACGAACGAUUUACUCCAGUACCAGACAGCAUACUUGCCAAAGGGGUAGCAGAGGGCCAGACAGCAACGGCGGUCAGUGCCAUGGAACAGCAAUUGGGUGGGCUGACAACUCCAUUCACUACCCAAGGGCAUCAGACAGACAUAGACAUGAAGAAGAUUGGAGAGGCUCGUACUUCUCUGAUGGACAUCAAACUAACACAGGUUUCCGAUAGCGUCUCUGGUCAAACAGUGGUUGACCCUAAAGGCUACUUGACCGAUCUUCAGUCCAUGAUUCCACAACACGGUGGAGAUAUCAAUGACAUGAAAAAGGCUCGCCUGCUGCUAAAAUCGGUUCGAGAAACAAAUCCCAAACAUCCUCCAGCGUGGAUCGCAUCUGCUCGCCUGGAGGAAGUUGCCGGAAAACUGCAGGUUGCGCGCAAUUUAAUUCUGAAUGGUUGUGAAGAAUGUCCGAAGUCAGAAGAUAUUUGGCUGGAGGCCGCACGCCUGGUACAGCCAGAACAGGCCAAAUCCGUUGUGGCCCAAGGAAUUCGUAACCUCCCUACUUCGGUUCGGCUUUGGGUCAAAGCUGCGGCCCUAGAGACAGAGGCUAAAGCGAAGAAGAUAGUAUUCAAAAAAGCUCUAGAACAAGUGCCAAACUCAGUGCGUCUCUGGAAGCUGGCAGUCGAGUUGGAAGACGAAGAGGAUGCACGUGUUAUGCUCAGCCUUGCUGUCGAGUGUUGCCCAACUUCCGUGGAAUUGUGGCUGGCGUUGGCUCGCUUGGAAACCUAUGAGCAAGCCCGAGUCGUUCUCAACAAGGCUCGAGAAAGCAUUCCGACCGAUCGGCAAAUCUGGUUUGCAGCUGCUCGUUUGGAAGAAGCCCAAGGCAACCAGCCGAUGGUACCGAAGAUUAUUGAUCGUGGUGUUGCAUCCUUGCAGGCCAACAUGGUAGAAAUCAACCGUGACCAGUGGAUCAAAGAUGCAGAGGAAUGUGAGGCUGCGAAAAGCGUGCUUACAGCGCAGGCAAUCAUAAAAUCAAUAAUAGGUUUCGGGCUUGAAGAACAAGAUAAAAAACAUACCUGGUUGUCUGACGCUGAGAACUGCGCUACGAACGGAGCAAUCGAAUGCGCUCGGGCCAUCUACGCUGUUGCGUUGGCUCACUUUCCUACAAAGAAAAGCAUAUGGCUUCGAGCUGCCUACUUUGAACGAAGUCACGGCACUCGUGAUACACUCGAAGAGUUGUUACGUCAAGCUGUGGCCCACUGCCCUCAGGCUGAAGUACUGUGGUUGAUGGCAGCGAAAACCCGUUGGUUGGCUGGUGACGUUCCUUCGGCCCGUUCUAUCUUGGCUCGUGCUUUCGAAGCCAACCCAAAUUCUGAAGAAAUUUGGUUGGCUGCCGUGAAACUGGAAUCAGAAAACAAUGAGUACGCUCGAGCUCGACGACUGCUCGCCAAGGCUCGUGAUUCAGCUUCCACAGCGCGGGUGUGGAUGAAAUCGGCUCGACUUGAGUGGUGUCUCGGCGAACUGAAGGAGGCCCUACAAAUGUUGGAACGGGCCACCAAGAUCUAUCAACAUGCGCCAAAGUUGUGGCUAAUGCUUGGACAACUACUUGAGGAGCUUUCAAAUAGGGAGCACAUGUCCCCAGAUGAAGCUUCAGAGUACAAAGAACGCGCUCGCGAGGCCUACCGUAGCGGACUCCAACACACUCCAGACCAUACAGUUCUUUGGCUUCAAAUGGCGGAAUUCGAGGAGCGAAAUGGUAGCAUUACGAAGGCGCGAUCCAUUUUGGAAAGGGCCCGAACACAAAACCCUAAAAUUGCCGAGCUUUGGCUUGGUGCUAUCCGUUUGGAGCUCCGGGCGAACUUGAAACCAGUCGCCGAUUCACUGCUGUCAAAGGCACUCCAGGAAUGUCCGAAUGCCGGAUGUCUGUGGGCCGAAGCAAUUUUCAUGACACCGCGAGCCCAGCGGAAGAGUAAAUCGGUAGAUGCUUUGAAAAAGUGUGAACAUGAUCCUCUUGUGCUUUUGGCCGUGUCUAAGAUGUUCUGGAACGAACGACUCGUGUCCAAGGCCCGCAAUUGGUUCACUCGAACCGUGAAGUUGGAACCUGACCUCGGUGACGCUUGGGCAUAUUUCUAUAAAUUUGAACUGCAGCAUGGAACUGAAGAUCAACAGAAAGAGGUUCUUCGGCGCUGUGUCAGUGCAGAACCGCAUCAUGGGGAAGCCUGGUGUCGCAUUGCCAAGGCGCCUUGCAACUGGCGCCUAAAGACAAAAGAAGUAUUGGCCCGAGUGGCAGAAGCGGUCGCCUUACCAAUCUAGUUGUGACCAUUCAGAAUUGUUGUACACCUUUCCAACUGUAAACUACACACCCCGUUACAUACUUUCUUUUACAUGCUUGACUUCUCUUUGAAAGGUUGGACCAAC